Messenger RNA from Panicum hallii, 2883 nucleotides. RefSeq names its product probable LRR receptor-like serine/threonine-protein kinase At1g51810. NCBI's taxonomy places the organism in Eukaryota, Viridiplantae, Streptophyta, Magnoliopsida, Poales, Poaceae. Gene Ontology annotation, biological process: protein phosphorylation. Gene Ontology annotation, molecular function: ATP binding; protein kinase activity; protein binding. Bases 27 to 2675 code for a protein of 882 amino acids. The record is from RefSeq and is a predicted model, not a curated record. The transcript is spliced from 13 exons.
AUUUUCAGACUUCUCGAUCUCGAUCGAUGGCGUUCCUAGUUUUACUUGCUGCAGUACUAUUGGUGCUUAGUGCCCAAGCGGUUCAUCAUGUCGCCGGCCAGCCAGGGUUCCUCAGCAUCGACUGCGGCCUGGACGACGAGUACAGCGGCUACAUGGACCCCGACAGCGGCAUCGUCUACGUCUCCGACGGCGCAUACGCCGACGCCGGCGAGAAUCUCAAAGUGGCCCCCGAGUACGAGAGCCAGUUUGGGCGGCGUUACCAGACGGUCAGGAGCUUCCCGUCCGGCGUGCGCAACUGCUACGCGCUGCCCACGGUGGCCGGCGCCAAGUACUUGGCCCGGCUGGAGGCCAGGUACGGCAACCACGACGGCACGAACGACAGCUCGGCCAUGGAGUUCGACGUGCACCUGGGGGCCAACUACUGGGACACGGUGCUCGUCAGGGACGACGUGGCGUACGAGGUGCUCUUCGUCGCUUGGGCCGGCUGGGCGUCGGUGUGCUUGCUCAACACCGGCCAUGGCGCGCCGUUCCUGUCCAUCCUGGAGCUGAGGCGCCUCGGGGACGCCUUGUAUCCGGCGCUCAUGGCCAACCAGACCAUGUCCAUAUAUGUACGGAGUAAUAUGGGUGGUAAAUUUACAAGGUUUCCUGACGAUCCGUACGAUCGUUACUGGUGGAGGGGUUUCGACCCUCAAUGGAGGAACCUCUCCACCGCACAGAACAUGCAGCCGGAUCCGAGCUUCGUGGAGCCCGUGGCCGUUCUCCAGACAGCUGCUACAGCCACCGGCAACAACACAGCACUCAGUUACAAGUGGUGGCAGGCGCAGAACAGGCCCGCGUACUCGUUCAUGGUGUUACUUCACUUCGCCGACUUCCAGAGUGCCCAGCUCCGGGAGUUCGACAUCUACUUCAACGGCAACCGGCUGGGGCCGAGCGACAAGCCUUACAGACCGCAGUAUCUGGCAUCUUCUACCGUGUGUAGCUCCGGAUGGUACAGGGCCAGCGACGGCAACUAUAACAUCACUCUUGUCGCUUCUGCUGUCUCCGAGCUGCCCCCGAUGUUAAAUGCGAUUGAGAUAUACACUCUGCUUGCCUUUGACACUCCGACGACAUUUCCUGAUGACUUUGACGCCAUCAUGGCUAUCAAAUUCGAGUAUGGCGUGAAGAAAAACUGGACGGGUGAUCCAUGUUUCCCAACCAUUUAUGCUUGGGACGGUGUGGAAUGCAGCAAUACAAGUGGUAAGACUACGAGGAUAACAUCAUUAGACCUCUCAAAGAGCAACUUGCGUGGUGUCUUAUCUACAAAUUUUUCAAAGCUUACGGCGCUCGAGAAUUUGGAUCUAUCUUAUAACAACUUAAGCGGGCCAAUACCUGAUUCCUUAUCAAGUUUGCCCUCCCUACGAGUUCUAAAUGUGUCUGGCAACAAUCUGAGUGGCGAUUCCCUUUGCACAAAUUACAAUGGAUCACUUAUUUUCAGAUAUGAUUCUGAUACAAGUGCAUGUGACAAAAGGACAAGUUCAUCAAGAAAAAAUGCAGCUGUCUUAAUUACUUCAGUUGUUGUCCCUGUGCUUGUUGUGGCUGCACUUUUUCUUGCAUGUUUCAUCUGGAGAGCAAAAAGAAAGUCUAAUGUUUCUGUAGAAAAUCGCACAGGAAAACUGCAACUGGAGAGUGCUCCAAUAAGUAUGAAAGCUCAAGGGGAUCACCUACAAGAUUCUGAGAGUAGGAGGUUCACGUAUAAGGAUCUGGAGAAUAUUACCCAUAAUUUUGAACGGCUCAUAGGACAAGGAGGUUUUGGACUUGUCUAUUAUGGUCGUUUAGAAGAUGGUACCAUGGUUGCUGCCAAGAUGCGCUCUGAGUCAUCAUCACAUGGGCUAGAUGAAUUUUUAGCUGAGGUUCAGAGCUUGACAAAGGUGCAUCACAGGAAUAUAGUUUCUUUGGUGGGUUACUGCUGGGAGAAAAAUCAUUUAGCCCUUGUUUAUGAGUACAUGUCUCAAGGCAGUCUUUACGAUCAUCUGAGAGGUAAACAUGCUGCUGUUGAAAUCCUGAACUGGGGAACGCGUGUACGAAUUGUGCUUGAAGCUGCACAAGGCCUGGACUAUUUGCACAAAGGAUGCAGUCCACCAAUCAUUCACCGGGAUGUGAAGAGCAGCAACAUUCUCUUGCGUCGGAAUCUGCAAGCUAAAAUAGCAGAUAUGGGACUGAGCAGAUCAUAUCUUAGCGAUACUCAGACUCACAUAUCAGUCACUGCAGCUGGCACUGCUGGUUACAUGGACCCAGAGUACUACCUCACUGGAAGGCUUACUGAGAGCAGCGACGUUUACAGCUUCGGAAUCGUCUUACUUGAGGCAGCCACCGGUGAGCCCCCGCAGCUGCCUGGCCUUGGUCACAUCGUCCAGCGCGUGAAACAGAGGAUGGCCGCUGGCGACAUCGGCUCGAUCGCCGACUCACGGCUCAGAGGCGCCUACGACGUGAGCUCCAUGUGGAAGGUUGUCGACAUUGCCAUGGCGUGUGCGGCGGACGACGGCACCGCGAGGCCCACGAUGGCCGACGUCGUGGCCCAGCUCAAGGACAGCAUGGCGCUGGAGGAUGCUCGGGUGAACGACUGCAGGGUCCCGGCGCGAAAGGUGCAGCGUGAUGACGCGGCUUUGAUGCCCUCGUUUGGUCCAUCGUUGAGAUGAGGUUUGGUUUGGUCCAUUUUGUAGUCUACAUCGGGGUUUCUGUGCUGUGAGCUUGAUGUGGAUUGUGAAGGCACAUUAGAGUCUGUCUGUGCAUUCGUUUUCAAUCCCUAGUUAUUGGUGAGUAGACAGGUAAUAAGAUUGACAUGCCAAUACGCGAAGGAAAUCAUAACUUCGAAACCAUGGUUGUCCCAAAUAAAAUAGUACCUUC